Messenger RNA from Suhomyces tanzawaensis NRRL Y-17324, 1368 nucleotides. RefSeq names its product pantothenate kinase. Gene Ontology annotation, cellular component: nucleus; cytosol. Gene Ontology annotation, molecular function: ATP binding; pantothenate kinase activity. The coding region runs from base 1 to 1368 and encodes 455 amino acids. Gene Ontology annotation, biological process: coenzyme A biosynthetic process. NCBI's taxonomy places the organism in Eukaryota, Fungi, Ascomycota, Pichiomycetes, Serinales, Debaryomycetaceae. The record is from RefSeq and is a predicted model, not a curated record. The transcript has a single exon.
AUGCACGACACAUCCACGCUACCUUCGCCAGAGGAGCUCAAGAACUUCAAGGAUGCGUACCCUGGAGCCAUCAAAAUCGACUGCUCGGGAGCGUACAUAGCGAACGACCACUUGUUGAGAGACUCCAACCAGUCCUCCAACUCAGGGUCUGCCUCCACAUCGGCCACAGGAACUCCCUCUCCCGAAAUCAGCUCGGAGUCCGACGAAGACGAGGACUCUGUCAGGCUCGCAGACACCUCUCGCUCCGACCACGAAGUCGAUGCCGAUGACGAGGACUUCGACUUCACCAAGAACAUCACCCUUCCACAGCAUAACUCAGAAAUAAUACACAUCUCGGUUGACAUCGGAGGCACAUUGACCAAGUUGGUGUACUUCACCAAGAGUAAGAAGAGCCAGAGUGGUGGCAAAUUGCAUUUUCGGGACUUUCAGACAGAAAACCUCGCGUCCGAAACCCUUCAUUUCAUGAUCAAACUCAUCCAGAAAUCCAUCACCAAGUCCAGCGACCCUCCCAUCACCUACAUCAUGGCCACGGGAGGAGGAGCCAGCAAAUUCUACCAAUUGAUGAACAAAUCGUUCCGCAAGCGCAAACUUCCCAUGAAGAUCAUCGCCAAGGACGAGAUGGAAUGCUUGAUCAAAGGAUUGGACUGGUUGAUCACCAAAAUCCCCAACGAGAUCUUCACCUACGACCUCGAAACCGACCACACCAUCUCUUCGCAUUCCCUCCAGCAUCCUGACCAAAUAUACCCAUACUUGCUCGUGAACAUCGGCAGUGGGGUGUCGAUGAUCAAGGUGACAGGACCAGGCCCAGACGGCUUCGAGAGAAUAGGAGGUUCGUCCUUAGGUGGAGGAACCUUGUGGGGCCUCUUGUCGUUGCUCACCGACGCCAAAGACUAUAACGAGAUGUUGGAAAUGGCCCUGCGUGGUAACAACGAAAACAUCGACUUAUUGGUGGGAGACAUUUACGGAUCCAACUAUAAUAAAAUCGGGUUGAAGUCCAGCCACAUCGCCUCGUCGUUCGCCAAAGUGUUCAAAAAACUCCGUUUCAAUUCUAAACCCAUGACUCCGGCCGAAAAAUUGGCUCAUUUCAGGCCGGAAGAUAUUUCUAGAUCUUUAUUAUACCUGGUAUCCAACAAUAUCGGGCAAAUUGCUUACUUGCAGGCUGUUCGUUUCAACUUGAAGAGAAUAUACUUUGGAGGCAGCUACAUAUCGGGACAUAUGCAGACCAUCCAUACCCUCAGUUAUGCGGUCAAUUUCUGGUCCAAGGGAGACAUGAAGUCGUACUUUUUGCGUCACGAAGGAUACCUAGGCAGUGUUGGAGCGUUUGUGAUGGGGCCCCAAUUCGGAGCUGGUCAACACUCCCCAAAAUAA